GUCACGUGACUUCCACAUGACUUUGCCGCUCUGUACAGCGCGAAGGGGGUGUGGCCGUCUAAGAUUUCAAAACAUCAAGUAGAGAUGGGGCGUGUCCUAAGUGGGCGUGGCUUCCCGCUCCGUUCUGUUGUCGGAAAAAGCCGAGCGCUGCCGGGCGUGGGGAAUCAGGAAAAGCCCCGGCUUGUGGGGGUGAACUAGGCCGUAGCCAUGCUGAAGACGGAGCGGGUCCUCCACCUGAAGACGCAGCGGGGCCGGACACUGCGGGCGGUGCGGGAGCAUUAUCUGAGGGAGGACGUCAGCUGUGGGAGUCCGCUGUGCCAAGCCUGUGCCAAGGAAGGGAAAGUCUUGUCUGAAGAUCUUACACACUAUGUCGUCCCUGACUGUCAAGUGCUCCAAGAUUAUCAGGAGGUGCUGGAGUUUACAGAGUUACGAGGCAUCAUCUUUAUGCAGACAGCAUGCCAAGCCGUUCAGCAUCAGCGAGGACGCAGGCAGUAUAAGAAGCUACGUUCCAUGCUUAGUGAUUCUCGACAUGACUCUAUCUUUUUCCCAAAUGAGUUCCAGCAUUACGCCUAUCUCCCUCGGGAAAUGGGAGAGUCUGUUGAAGACUGGCAGACAAGAUGUAUUUACAACUCAUGUGUUUGGUACUAUCAGCACUGUCGUGCUAUGCUUCCUGUCAUUAUGGUGACUGAAAAGGAAGAUGUCAUUCGAAGAUACAGCAAUGAAACUGAGGGGGUUUAUGUCUUGUCAUUUAAGAAUUACUUAGAAAUCUUCUGGCCAGAUCUAAAGGCAGCACAGGAACUCUACGAUUCUCUUCGGCAGGCCCUCUGUGAACAUGAGACUGAUAGCUGGGAGUGUAAGGGGAAGGAGUACCAGGAACAUCUUCCACUGGAAAUUCUGGAAGCAGGCAUUAAGUCUGGAAGAUACAAGCAGGGUGUCCUCAGUGUCAACAAGCAUCGCUCCCAACUUGAAGCAUUUGUACGACUCCAGGGCUUGGCAGGAAAGGAUACAGACCUGCAGAGUGACGUUCUGAUCCAUGGUACAAAGGCCCGAAACAGAGCAAUCCAUGGAGACGUGGUGGCUGUGGAAAUUCUUCCUAAAUGUGACUGGAAGGGGAGAUUUGGAGCGCUGUGUGAGAAAGAGGCAGAUGAUAAAGCCCUGGAUACACAGAGCGAGGUCAUGAUGACUGGUCGUGUUGUGGGGGUUCUACAAAGAAACUGGAGGGAUUAUGUGGCUACUUUCCCCUCUAAGGAAGAAAUACAGACUCAGGGCAAAAAUGCCCAGAAGGUACUUGUGACUCCUUGGGACUAUAGAAUCCCCAAAAUCAGGAUCAGCACACAACAAGCAGCAGCUUUGCAGGAUUAUAGAGUAGUGGUAAGGAUAGAUUCCUGGGAAUCCACCUCUCUUUAUCCAAAUGGACAUUUUGUGCGAGUUCUAGGACGUAUCGGUGACUUGGAGGCAGAAAUUGCAACUAUUUUAGUGGAAAACAGUAUUAGCAUGAAGCCAUUUUCAGAAGCCCAGCUUGCAGAAAUGCCAACUAACAGUCCAGAGGACCCAUGGCGGGUGGCCCCAGAAGAAUGUAAUCGACGGGACUUGCGAGAGACUCACUUGAUAUUUAGCAUUGACCCAAAGGGCUGCGAGGAUGUGGAUGAUGCCCUGUCCAUUCGUGCACUAAAGAGUGGACAUUUAGAACUUGGUGUUCACAUUGCAGAUGUCACACACUUUGUAAAGCCAAACUCUUACACAGACAUGGAAGCAAAAGCAAGGGCCACCACUUACUACCUUGCUGACCGUCGCUUUGACAUGUUGCCUCAUAUCCUCAGUGCAGAUUUGUGCUCAUUGCUUGGAGGUGUUGACAGGUAUGCCGUGAGUGUAAUGUGGGAGUUGGAGAGUACGACAUAUGAAAUCCGCAGAGUGUGGUAUGGACGGACCAUCAUCCGAUCUUCCUACAAGCUAAGUUAUGAGGUGGCUCAACAGCUGCUGGAUGGGGAUCUUGAGCCACUCAGCACUGAGCCAGAGCUGAAGCCACUCUCACAGGACUCUGUUCAGCUGGAUCGUCUCCUUUGGGCAAUACGUAAACUCACUGAGGUCGCUCAGGCUGUCAGGUCACGGAGGGAUAUGCAUGGUGCACUGGAGUUGGAAGGAGUGGAAAUACGAGUUCAGUUGGGGGACGAACACAACAUUGACGACCUGAUACCGAAGCAGCCAUUGCAGGUUCACGAGACUAUAGCAGAAUGUAUGAUCCUGGCCAAUCACUGGGUGGCCAAGAAGAUUUUUGAGAGCUACCCACAGCAGGCAUUACUCCGACUUCACCCACCACCACGACAGGAGUUCUUCAAGGAGCUUAAAGAGAGUGCUCAGGCUAAAGGAUAUUCCAUUGAUACACGCACAAACAAGACUUUGGCUGAUUCUUUGGAUAAAGCAAAUGACCCAUCUGACCCUUUGGUGAAUCGGCUAUUGCGAGCAAUGGCAACACAGGCCAUGUCCAAUGCUCAGUAUUUCUCUACAGGCUCCUAUACGGAGGAUGAAUUCUAUCACUAUGGUUUAGCGCUGGAUAAAUACACGCACUUCACUUCCCCUAUCCGACGUUAUGCUGAUAUAAUAGUGCACCGGCUUCUUCUUGCUGCUAUCAACAAUGGUCAAAAAGAUCAUCAUCUUGGAAACAAGGACUUGGAGGAGCUGUGUCGUCAUAUCAAUAAUCGCAACAGGGCUGCGCAGCAUUGCCAGAAAGAGUCUACAGAGCUUUUCCAGUGCAUGUUCUUCUUAGAUAAAGACCCGGAGAGUGACCAGCGCUGCAUUUGUGAUGCCAUAAUAUAUUCCAUCCGCACCAACGGAGUCCUUCUGUUCAUACCCAGGUAUGGCAUUAAAGGGCCAGCAUAUCUUAAGAACACUGAAGGCCUUGUUUUAUCUUUUGCCAAUGAUUGUUUUAAAUGGACAACUGGAUCUUUGCAGCGCCUCCCUGACCGAAUCACAGUAAUAACAGAGGGGACAAAGGAAACUACAUUCUGUUUAUUUGACCAUGUGACUGUAAGAAUUCGGGUACAGACAUAUCGUUUUCAUACAAACAGCAUCCGAUUGGAGAUAAUCAGAAAUAAACCCCAUGUAACUCCGGAAGAGCAACGCUCGAUAUCUAGCACUAACCACGCCAGGAACGAUCUGGUCAGAGAAGUCACUCGUACGGCAAUAGAAGCUCAGCUGGCAAAGGAUGAAGACGUUGCGGAGAACAGAGCUGGCAAGCAGUACCAGGAAUACCAGCAAACACAAGGAAACAGCCUGUAUGCACUGCUGCAGGAAGUUCACGAGCUGGCACUUCUUGAUGUAUCCGGACAAUAAUCUGCCAUCAUCCUGUCCAAUAAAGGGAGGUCACUGCCCUUUAUCCUGUCACUGCCUGAAUGUGAGAACAAAUGUACAUGAAGCAUUUUAACACAAUGUGCAAAUCUUUUUAGUAUCUUGGUUGGGGAAGUCUUAAUAUGGCAGCUUUAAUUAUUUAAGAGUUUUUAUGUAUGUAACUUGCAUAUCCUCAAUUUCUCUCUCUUACGGGUUUUAUGAUCAGUUAUUUUUGCUCUGAAACCUGUUAAGCAAACUUAAUGGGAAUUUUAGCACAUUUGCUUUGUACAUUGUUUUAUUUCCUAACAAGACAGAAUAUUUUUGUAUAAAAAAAAUUGU
This is a messenger RNA of Hyla sarda, 3663 nucleotides long. It is a transcript of the gene DIS3L, whose product is annotated as DIS3 like exosome 3'-5' exoribonuclease. The record is from RefSeq and is a predicted model, not a curated record. Gene Ontology annotation, biological process: rRNA catabolic process. Gene Ontology annotation, cellular component: cytoplasmic exosome (RNase complex). The transcript has 17 exons. Lineage: Eukaryota; Metazoa; Chordata; Amphibia; Anura; Hylidae. Gene Ontology annotation, molecular function: 3'-5'-RNA exonuclease activity; RNA binding. Bases 208 to 3330 code for a protein of 1040 amino acids.